AUGCCUGAUCCGGCGAAAUCGCGGAAAGACCUCACGCGAUGGAAGAAGAAGCAGCAGCCCGUGCACCGCACGGUCAGCCAGAUCUGCCCGCCGCCCCGACGGCCGCUGACGGUGGUCGACAUCCGCACGGGCAUGGAGAACGAAAGGCUGGGGGUCGUGCGUGACUCCAUGUUUCAGAACCCGCUCAUUGUCAAGGCAGAGCUUGGCAAGCCCAGGGAAAGAAGCUGCAGCCUGCCUGGCGUCAACUUUAAUUAUGGACUCUACAUCCGAGGGCUGGAUGGAGGGGUCCCCGAAGCCAUUGGGCACUGGAAUGUGUUUAAGCAGCAACCUACCUGCCCCCAUGAGCUGACCCGAAACUAUAUUGCCAUGAACCGAGGGGCUGUCAAAGCUGGCCUGGUGACUGCCCGAGAAAACAUGCUCUAUCGUGAACUGAAUGACAUCCGAAUCAAUGACCAGGAAGACCGGCGACAGAAGGAGCCACCUCCCAUCCCUCCCAAUAUGACCUUUGGGAUCCGUUCACGGCCAUCAACACCCUUCUUUGACCUGUUACAACAUCGGUACCAGCAGCUGUGGGUACAGGAACAGAAGGCCACUCAGCAAGCCAUCAAAAUGGAGAAGAAACAGAAGGUGAUCCUGGGGAAGCUGUAUGAGACGAGGAGCAGUCAGCUGAGGAAGUACAAGCCUCCCGUGAAGCUGGAUGCUCUCUGGCACAUGCCUCACUUCAAGGAGGUGGCUCCCCACCUUGCUACCUUCCCUACUGAGGCUGAUCGCCAGAGAGCCCUCAAAGCCCACAAGGAAGAGUAUGCUGUGCGCCAGGGCACCCUGCGGAUGGGCAACUACACCCACCCCUAG
Messenger RNA from Mus pahari (shrew mouse), 852 nucleotides. It is a transcript of the gene Cfap77, whose product is annotated as cilia and flagella associated protein 77. The record is from RefSeq and is a predicted model, not a curated record. The transcript has 6 exons. Bases 1 to 852 code for a protein of 283 amino acids. Lineage: Eukaryota; Metazoa; Chordata; Mammalia; Rodentia; Muridae.